CGCUAGCCGAGUCGAGGCUGCAGACUUGGAGCUCUGUUCAUGGUGUGAGAUGAAAUGGCUUUUUCCAGCCGGUUUCUCUCUCUUCACUCCCUUCUGCGGAGAGUUAAAGUGUCUUCCAGAGACCGGGUGUGUAAACAUUAUUCCGGGGCGACUCGGGGGGAACGUGCCGAGGAGAGAGCCGCCAGCGUCCACCGGAAACACCUGGGCGAGCAGGAAUUAACUAUAGCAAGCGGUCAGAGGCGGGUUUUAAAGGACGUCUUGCCUUUCUCAGAAUUCCUCACGGACACUUUUGGAAGGAGACACAAUUAUCUGCGGAUUUCCCUGACAGAAAAAUGCAAUCUCCGCUGUCAGUACUGUAUGCCAGAGGAAGGGGUGAAGCUGAGUCCAAAAGAACAGCUCUUAUCUACAGAGGAGGUGCUGACUCUGGCUCGACUGUUUGUGCGAGAGGGAGUGGAGAAGAUCCGCCUGACCGGAGGAGAACCCCUUAUCCGUCCUGACGUCCUCCAUAUAAUUGCGGAAAUGAGGAAAAUGGAGGGUCUGAAGACCAUCGCUGUAACUACUAAUGGCAUGAACCUCGCCAGGCUGCUGCCCGGUUUAAAAAAAGCUGGCGUGAACUUGCUUAACGUCAGUCUCGACUCGUUAGUGCCAGCAAAGUUCGAGUUCAUUGUUCGACGCAAAGGUUUCCAUAAGGUGAUGGAAGGUAUUGAUAAGGCCAUCGAAUUGGGUUACAAUCCGGUUAAGGUGAACUGCGUGGUGAUGAGGGGCCUGAAUGAAGAUGAGCUGCUGGACUUUGUGACUCUGACUGAGAAGAAGCCUCUAGAUGUGCGCUUCAUAGAGUACAUGCCCUUUGAUGGCAAUAAGUGGAACUUCAGGAAGAUGGUGAGUUACGCAGAGAUGCUGGACUGCAUUAAGCAGCAAUGGCCCAGUCUGGAGCCACUUCCUGGAGACGAGACGGGAACCGCCAAGGCUUUCAGAGUACCAGGAUUUCAGGGCCAGCUGGGUUUCAUCACUUCCAUGUCAAAUCAUUUCUGUGGCUCCUGCAACCGUCUGCGCAUCACAGCCGAUGGUAACCUGAAGGUAUGUUUGUUCGGAAACUCUGAGGUGUCUUUGAGAGACUGUCUGCGCUCUGGAGCGUCUGAUGAGGAGCUUCUGCAGAUAAUAGGAGCUGCAGUGGGGCGGAAGAAGAAACAACAUGCUGGCAUGUUCAGUAUAUCCCGGAUGAAGAACAGGCCAAUGAUCCUCAUUGAUGGAGAAGGCAGCCGGCCUGCGCCCGUGUUGAGAAGUGAACAGAGGAGGGAUCCGAUCCCUACUUUCCACGCACCUCUGUCAGGCCGGGCAUCGCCACGCUUGGAGAAACCUUACUACCUGUACUACAGUGGCCAGGCGAGUGAGGACUUAAGCAGCAGCACUUUUCCCAUGACCGCACCAGCUUCUAUAAACUCCGGCGUCUCUUGUGAACACGAGACGCCGCUUAAUGUUUACCAUGUCCAUCAGGGAAGGAGGAAGGAUUUCCCUGAGCAGUUUUGUAGUAUUGCGUUUCCUCGUUUUGAGUAUGCUUCCAGUUCCGAACCACGCACAGAUAGUUUCGUACGGCUGAGACACGCACACAGGCUUGUCGGCUAUCUCAGGCACAACUCGCUGACGGACGCCCGGUCUUUCUCUACAUCUCUUCUUAGCACUUUAACAUUAACACAGCAGAAUGUAAGGACGUGUCACAACCAAGCUGAGCAGCUGACCCACACUGACGUGCAUGGCAGAGCCUCGAUGGUGAACGUCGGCGAUAAAGCAGCGACGCGUCGGACUGCCACAGCGAGCGCCCGCAUUCUUCUAGGCUCCAAAGCUUUCAGCCUGGUCCGUGCCAAUCAGAUAGCUAAGGGUGAUGCUUUGGCUGUCGCACAGCUAGCAGGCAUCAUGGGCGCCAAGAAAACAUCAAGUCUCAUUCCUCUGUGCCACGCCGUAUCCCUCGACCACACCUCUGUCACUGUGGAGCUACUGGAAGAAGGGCACGUGGCUGUCGUCUCGGCAACGUGCCAGGCAACAGGCCGCACCGGCGUGGAGAUGGAGGCUCUGACUGCGGCAUCAGUCGCUGCCCUGGCGCUCUAUGACAUGUGUAAGGCAGUCAGUCGGGAUAUAGUUAUAACCGACAUCAGACUUUUGAGUAAGACAGGAGGACAACGGGGUGAUUUUCACCACACCAGCUAAUACUAACAUGCAGUACAGAUCAUCCGUAAAUAUAACGUAGCUAGAUCAAGCCGACAUUAACCCAAAACGAAGCUCUUACAAAUCUUUAUUGUGCCUUUAGAAUUCUUUAAUAUUGUCUAUAUGUAGCAGAAAAACCUAAACUCGACCCUGGCUACAUUUGUCCUAUUUUUUGAGUCACGUUUGUGAAUAUUUCAGAAACACGCAGAGAUAGUGCUGCUUUUUUUUUUUGAAAGGGCAUUCAGUGUUGGAUUGUCUGAUUAGAUCACUGAGCUUUCUGCUCAUCUAUCAUUAUGAAUGUGUUUUGAUGCUCGAGUCCACGCAUAAUAAUGCAGAGCAGCUUGUGAAGUCGCUGGACAAGACCAGGCUUUGUUGUUUUUAUUCUGUAUUGAAAUCUUGUACCUUGCUGUAAACAGCACUUUUUCCACCUCGUCUUAUCAAGAUGCUGAUGAUCAGGGUGGAGAUUCAGGGAUUGCCAAGUGUUGUAAUGUUGACCGGGGCGACACCAAAGUUCUGGUACACUGUGCCAUUCAGAUAGUCUUCAGUAGGUAUUGAUGUGUGUGCGCCCGUGCCGUUUAUUAUUAUUUUUCCCCCCCACCCUAUAUUACCACUACAGAUAUGGGCUGAAACCAACCAUGAAGGCUUCACGUUGUCCUCCUUUCCACUUUUGAGGUUCUUGUUUCUGCUGGAGUUGGGUAGUUCUUCAGCAGCGAGGCCAAAAUUUAUGAAAUUAUUAAAACUUGUCAGCUUAGUGAUGUUGCUCAAGUAUGGACUCCAAGGCAAAAUGUAAUGAAAACCAUGUUUAAAAGUCACCAUCGCCCUAAUUAUAGCCCCGUCGCUUCAGAGAAACCUUGGUUUGAAAUUUAAGAAAUGAAAGUUCAGUUUCUUCUGAGGUCAUUCUGUUACAGAUUUUGUGUUCAGAGUUAAACAUAAGUUUUUCUAUGCUGUUUUAGGGUUGAGCGCGACCUCAUAUACCCCUUUUCCACCAAAUCAGUUCUAGGGCUGGUUCGGGGCCGGUGCUGGUUCACAACUCGUUCAACUUGCAAGCCAGCUGAGAACCAGUUUGCUUUUCCAUCGCUCGCGGUGCUAAGGGGAGCCAUGUCGCUACGUUUGCAUAAACCUUGGCGCGAAUAUAGAAGCAAAAACAACACAGAAGAAGCAGCAGCGACAACAAUAAUAAUGGAUGACUUCGUUUGUACAGCUGCUGCUUCUUGUCGCUUAAAAAUGGCGGUCUUGUUAUUGUUGUUGGUCUUAACAACUCCGCCCACCCGCUGACAUAAGCGGUUCUUUCCUCUGGCCCAGCAGAGAGUUGGUGCUAGCCUGGAACCGGUUUUUCUGGCCCCAGAGCCAGUUCUUUAUCAGUGGAAACAGAAAACCCGGUUCCAAAUUAAGCACUGGCCCCGAACCAGCCCUGGAACUGCUUUGGUGGAAAAGGGGCAAUACAGUGAAAUAUUUAAUACCAGUACUUUGACUUGGUUACCACAUUUUGCUGUGAAUGUAAUUGUUACUGAAAAACUGCCCAGUGCUUGUUCUGCAGUGACUGUUUGCAACGGAGACAAACUUCAGCUGUCCUGAAGCCGAUUACUGGAUAUUACAGGAGACGUCAGCCCUGGCAUGCCAUGCUGGUAUCCGGUUAUUUAGCACAAAUCCAAAGUCUCUUAGCACAGCUCUGGCUCAUGGUCACAAUAAUCGAGUCAACCAUGAUCUCAAAAGGGAACCCAUCCUCAUUUGGGCAACAACAUGACUAACAGCUUUAACAUAAAGUCAGUUUCGUUGAUGUUAUAAACUCUUUAUUGAUGGAAACUUGAGUGCAAGACUGUUCAUGACAACUGCAGUCCUAAAGCCACACCAAUUCGAUUAGUUGGUUCUCGGAAUCGCCGCUUGAAGAAAAUGCAAAAAAAAAAAAAAAUCGGAAUCGACUGCAGGUUGAGGUCACGUGAUGUCAAAAACCAAUCAAAUCGUCCCUUUCACUUUAAAGACUCGUGGAAGAAACAUGGCUGUGGAGGGGAAUCCUGCAAAGCCUGUGUUUGUGAUUGUUAGGAUAUUCAGCGAACAGAAGCGUAAAAUCUUUGCACGGUUGUACUCAAGAUGCCGUGAGCUUGUUACCCUGCGAUGUGCCAAUAAAAAAUCAUUCGAAGUAUUUAGCCAUCAGAAGUAGCCUACUCCUGGUCAAAUCUUUUUUUUUUUCUGUGCACUGUAGAUGUUCAAUUGACUGUAAUUCAAUCGUUUACUGGUUUGCCUGAUAAAAGACGUGCAGCCAGAGCUAAUGCAUAUGGGUGGAAAUAAGAUAAGCUAUUAAAAGAGCCAUAUGAAAUGUGUAACAAUAAUCUAUUGUCUUUUUGUUUCUCUAUUAUGAAAGCGCUCUAUUUCCACCACUAAUUUUACCUGAAAAAAUCCAAGAACCAACUAAUUAAAUUGGUGUGGCCUAAAGUUAGCAAGUCAACUGUAGUCCUCAGCCAUAAAAGCAUUACUGUAAGGGUCCAGAGCGUCUUCCAAGCGUGACUUUCAACUGUCCGUAUAGGGCCAUCGUCCACAGGAGCAAUGUGAUGAGAUUCCAGCCAGACAUAGGGCAUCAGGAUGGAUCAGGCAGGUCCGAGGAGCAGAAGAGGUCAGCAUCUCAAAUCCAAAAAACAAAACCCCUCAUCUUGAUAUAAGAAGGGGUUUAUUAUGAUUGCUUAGCGCCUGGAAGCCGGAAUUUCUGCUGCCGUGCAUGUUCAGGGUCAGCUGUUGAUCCCUGAAACGUGGACUGAAAAUCCGUGUCUUUGGAUAUUUGUAGCGAAGCCAUAACAAACCUUGAAUGGUGGGCACCUUCAUAGAUAACUUGAGUCGUGGCUCUUGCCCUGCUUGACGAUUAUGUGUUUAGCAUAAAGCUUAGUUAUGAUAAUAUCAAAUGGACUUUUUUCAUACGUAUUUAACCAAUAACACUACAAAGUCUUUAACUGAGGAAAAAAAAAAAAGACUAAUUUCAAAGAAGCUUCCACUAAAGUAUCCUAGAACGAAUGGCAAAACAACCAGCAUAUCAACUGCUUAUAAUACGGCAAUCGUGAAGCAAGAAGAUGAAGAGGUUACGCUGAGACGUAAGGGUCGUUUGAUCAAGACAAGUCUUGAAAACAGGGAAAUUCACUUUGUUGCAUCAUGUUUAUUUGAUUUCUUUUUUUGUUCAAUGCCAUCAACUGCUAAAAAAAAAAAAAUUAAGUGUUCAUAAUAAAGAUCAAGUGUUCUUGGAGCUUGUGCUAAAUAACCGUGAACCAACCAGCCAUUUGACAGGAUUUUCCCCAGAUCAACAUAUUUAAGUGCCAAAACAUUGCUUUACGUUUUAUAGUCUUGUAUCGAUACUCAAGUGUAUGAUUUGUAAAUGGAUCGUCAUUCAUUCAUAUGAUUUUCAAUUUUGUUUGUCCAGCAGAAUCACGUCUUUAAAUAAUCUUAAAAGAUGCUGCUACUGGAUUUUUUUUUUUCUUCAGUCAACAUGACAAGGAUAAUAAAACAUCAG
Molecule: messenger RNA, 5689 nt
Organism: Neoarius graeffei (lesser salmon catfish)
Lineage: Eukaryota; Metazoa; Chordata; Actinopteri; Siluriformes; Ariidae
Gene: mocs1
Product: molybdenum cofactor synthesis 1
Exons: 11
Coding region: 55-2202 (715 amino acids)
Biological process (GO): Mo-molybdopterin cofactor biosynthetic process
Molecular function (GO): 4 iron, 4 sulfur cluster binding; cyclic pyranopterin monophosphate synthase activity; GTP 3',8'-cyclase activity
Source: RefSeq, a predicted model, not a curated record